AUGCCUCGUCGCCCCUCUUUGAAGGCCUCGGCCACCCCUGGACCAAAGACUUCCGACGAUGAUAGUCUGACUACGGAGUCCGCUUCUUCGGCCCCUACGCCAUUUGGACUGACUUCGGAAAGCGGUUACUCCACGCCUGGAACUAGUAAACUCCCGAGCCCUGCUGAAGGAGCUACCGCGACUGAUAAAAAGACCCGUUCUUCCCUGGAAGUACGCAUUCCUGCAAAGAGCAGGCUGCAAGGACCAGAUGGGGAUGAGCGAGCAUUGCGGCGCAGCAUCUAUUCACUGAACUCAACUGCUAAGAGCAAGAGAGUGACGGAGAUUGGAGACUCUGAGGAGGAAGACGAUGACUUCCCGGAGAAUUCUCGCGAUGCCAAGGUCGCUCGCCGGUUGCAAAACGAAGAGUACCAUGCAGCCAACCUCAGAUCUCGUCGCUCCGAUGCUACUGAUACACCAUCGUCAGUCUCGGCUAAAUCUUUGGGGAAACGGCCCAGAUCUCUCCUUAACCCCUCUACCCGUCGCGGGCCACCAACAAAGAAGAGCAGAGUCAUCCCCGAUUCUGAUGACGACGUUGACAUGGACGCUGAAAUUGCUGCCGGUCUUGCACUAAGCGAUGAUGAUUCAGAUGGCGACGAAUUUAUGUUAGACGAGGACCUUAAGAACGACGAUGAACAGGAAAUAGCGGCUUCAAGUGACGAUGACUUCCCACCGCUUCGACGGCAAAAGAAGUCGCCUGCUAAAAAGCGCGCCGCAGCUACUCGACCGUCUGCCGAUGCUCCAACAGCCACCACAGCUGAUUCCGAGCCCAGACGACGUCCGCCUCCAGUUUGGGACGAUGAUGAUGACUUCUGGGGUCCUCUAAACCCUUACAGCUCGAGCUCUGACUCGAGCCGUGCUACCAAGGAACGGAAUCGUCUCGAAAAGCAUCAUCCAGAGCUCACUACCAUGUGGAAAGACUUGGAAAGUAUGCCCGUGAUGAAGGCUGGCAAGAUCGACCAACCAGCGAGCAUCUCAAGGCAGCUCAAGCCGUUCCAGCUCGAAGGUGUUGCUUGGAUGAAGGCAAUGGAGAAAAUGGAGUGGAAAGGAGGACUUUUGGGCGAUGAAAUGGGCCUCGGCAAGACUAUCCAAGCAGUCUCCCUCAUCAUGUCCGAUUAUCCAGCGAAGCAACCCACCCUGGUCCUCGUCCCCCCUGUCGCUCUUAUGCAAUGGCAAUCGGAGAUCAAAUCCUACACAGAUGGCACUCUCAAGACCUUUGUAUUCCACGGCACUAACCAGAAGGCCAAAAACAUCACUGUCAAAGAACUCAAGAAAUACGACGUGAUCAUGAUGUCCUACAACAGCCUCGAGUCCAUGUAUCGAAAGCAGGAAAAGGGCUUCAAACGCAAAGACGGCAUCUACAAGGAGAAGAGUGUCAUUCAUGCCAUCACUUUCCAUCGCGCCAUCCUCGACGAAGCACACUGUAUCAAGACGAGGACUACAAUGACCGCCAAAGCCUGCUUCGCGCUCAAGACAGAAUAUCGUUGGUGCUUGAGCGGUACACCUCUGCAGAACCGAAUCGGAGAGCUCUUUUCUCUGGUGAGGUUCCUCAACAUCAAGCCCUUUGCAUCAUAUCUCUGCAAGCAAUGUCCUUGCUCGACGCUCGAGUGGUCUAUGGACGAGAACAGUCGCUGUUCCGACUGUGGGCAUGCAGGCAUGCAACAUGUAUCCGUCUUCAACCAAGAGCUUCUCAACCCUAUCCAGAAGUUUGGUAACCUGGGUCCUGGCAGAGAAGCCUUCAAGAAGUUGCGAUUGAUGACAGAUCGCAUCAUGCUGCGGCGUCUCAAGAAAGACCACACCAACUCCAUGGAACUUCCCGUGAAGGAGGUGCAUGUCGACCGUCAGUUCUUUGGAGAAGAAGAGAACGACUUUGCCAACAGCAUCAUGACCAACGGACAGCGCAAGUUCGAUACCUACGUUGCGCAGGGCGUUCUCUUGAACAAUUAUGCCAACAUCUUUGGUCUCAUCAUGCAAAUGAGACAGGUUGCCGACCAUCCCGAUCUGAUUUUGAAGAAGAACGCCGAAGGAGGGCAAAACAUAUUGGUCUGUUGCAUCUGUGAUGAACCAGCAGAGGACACCAUCAAGAGUCGUUGCAAGCAUGACUUUUGCAGGGCGUGCGUCUCCAGCUAUAUCAAAUCGACAGAUGAGCCAGACUGCCCACGAUGCCACAUCGGCCUGGUCAUUGACCUUGAGCAACCAGAAAUUGAGCAAGACGAAGCCUUGGUCAAGAAAUCUUCCAUUGUCAAUCGCAUCAAGAUGGAGAACUGGACCUCCUCGUCUAAAAUCGAGCUUCUGGUUCACGAACUUCACAAACUGCGUUCGGACAAUGCCACACACAAGUCCAUCAUCUUCUCCCAGUUUACCACGAUGCUGCAGCUGAUCGAAUGGCGACUUCGGAGAGCUGGAAUCACCACUGUCAUGCUCGACGGUAGCAUGACCCCCGCGCAGCGGCAAGCAUCAAUUGAGCACUUCAUGAACAACAUUGACGUGGAAUGCUUUCUGGUUUCGCUCAAGGCUGGCGGUGUUGCACUCAACCUCACUGAGGCAUCACGAGUAUUCAUUGUAGACCCUUGGUGGAACCCGGCGGCUGAGUGGCAGUCUGCUGAUCGCUGCCAUCGCAUUGGACAGACACGACCAUGCAUCAUCACGCGCCUCUGCAUCGAAGACUCUGUCGAAAGCCGAAUGGUGCUGAUUCAGGAGAAGAAAACAAGCAUGAUCCACUCGACCGUCAAUGCCGAUGAUAAGGCGAUGGACACCUUGAGUCCUGAAGACAUGCAAUUCCUUUUCCGCGGUUCAUAG
This is a messenger RNA of Trichoderma citrinoviride, 2835 nucleotides long. RefSeq lists its product as hypothetical. The record is from RefSeq and is a predicted model, not a curated record. The transcript is spliced from 4 exons. Gene Ontology annotation, molecular function: metal ion binding; ATP binding; ATP-dependent chromatin remodeler activity. Bases 1 to 2835 code for a protein of 944 amino acids. Lineage: Eukaryota; Fungi; Ascomycota; Sordariomycetes; Hypocreales; Hypocreaceae.